Messenger RNA from Manis pentadactyla (Chinese pangolin), 2090 nucleotides. It is a transcript of the gene INSC, whose product is annotated as INSC spindle orientation adaptor protein. The record is from RefSeq and is a predicted model, not a curated record. Gene Ontology annotation, molecular function: cytoskeletal adaptor activity; protein binding. Gene Ontology annotation, biological process: apical protein localization; asymmetric cell division; regulation of asymmetric cell division. Bases 125 to 1609 code for a protein of 494 amino acids. Gene Ontology annotation, cellular component: apical cortex. Lineage: Eukaryota; Metazoa; Chordata; Mammalia; Pholidota; Manidae. The transcript has 12 exons.
UGGGCUGCAGGCCUGGCGGACACUCGCGCCCUGCCUCCGCCGCUGCCUGUCUGCGCCGCGCUCACCGCGCGCUCUCCGAGGCCCCAAUUGCUGUGGGCAAGCUUUGUUGCAGAUUGGGAUCCACAUGAUGGCCUUGCCUGGGGGCCGGCACCUGGACUCCAUCCCCCUGCCGGGUCAGCGGCUGCACCUGAUGCAGGUGGACUCAGUCCAGCGCUGGAUGGAGGACCUGAAGCUCAUGACCGAGUGUGAGUGCAUGUGCGUCCUGCAGGCAAAGCCCAUCAGCCUGGAGGAAGAUGCUCAUGGUGACUUCAUCCUGGCCGGUGGCGCUGGCCCUGGAGACCCUCUGCAGCUGCUGCUCAAGCGGGGCUGGGUCAUCAGCACUGAGCUGCGCAGGAUUGGGCAGAAGCUGGCCCAGGACCGCUGGGCGCGCGUCCAUAGCAUGAGUGUGCGUCUGACUUGCCAUGCCCGCUCCAUGGUCAGCGAGUACAGUGCUGUCAGCAGGAGCUCCUCACAGGAGAUGGGCCAGAUUGAGAAACUACUAAUGGAGAAAUGCUCGGAGCUCUCAGCAGUCACAGAGAGGUGCCUCCAGAUAGAGAAUGAGCAUGUCCUGAAGCCGAUGAAGGCCUGUGUGAGCGAGACCCUGAGCACGCUGGGUCAGCACUUUGGCCAGCUGCUGGAGCUGGCCCUGACCCGGGAGGUGCAGGAGGGUGGAGUUGUAGCACUUUUCAAGGUCUGCCGGCAGGACAGUUUUCGGUGCUUAUACCCCCAGGCACUCCGCACGCUGGCCUCCAUCUGCUGCGUGGAAGAGGGUGUCCACCAGCUGGAAAAGGUGGAUGGUGUGCUGUGCUUGGCUGAGAUCCUGACGGAUGACAGCCACUCGGAGGCCACGCGGGCUGAGGCUGCAGCUGUGGUGGCCCAGGUCACCUCCCCACACCUGCCCUUUACCCAGCACCUCAGCAGCUUCCUGGAGAGCAUGGAGGAGAUCGUGACAGCUCUUGUCAAACUGUGCCAAGAGGCCUCAUCUGGGGAAGUCUUCCUGCUGGCCUCUGCAGCCCUUGCCAACAUCACCUUCUUUGACACAAUGGCUUGCGAGAUGCUCCUGCAGCUGAAUGCCAUCCGCGUCCUCCUGGAAGCCUGCAGCGACAAGCAGAGGGUGGACACGCCUUACACCCGGGACCAGAUUGUGACCAUCUUGGCAAACAUGUCUGUCCUGGAGCAGUGUGCCUCUGACAUCAUUCAGGAGAAUGGGGUCCAGCUUAUCAUGGGCAUGCUGUCUGAGAAGCCAAGGUCUGGGACCCCUGCUGAGGUAGCAGCUUGCGAGCGAGUCCAGCAGAAGGCCGCAGUGACCCUGGCCCGUCUCAGCCGAGACCCAGACGUGGCACGGGAGGCCGUGCGUCUGAGCUGUAUGUCCCGCCUCAUCGAGCUCUGCAGGUCACCCUCUGAGAGGAACAGCAGCGACGCUGUGCUCGUGGCCUGCUUGGCUGCUCUGCGUAGAUUGGCUGGGGUCUGCCCUGAAGGCCUCCAGGACUCCGACUUCCAGCAGCUGGUCCAGCCCCGGCUUGUAGACUCCUUCUUACUCUGCAGCAACAUGGAGGAGAGUUUUGUGUAGUGAGUGUGGGAGAGGAAAGGCAUUCGGCCCCAUUCUCAUGCCCCCUCUGAGUGUACAUCUGUGACCACACCUGAGUACACAGCAGCCCCCUUGCCACCUUAUUUAUACUUAAUUUAUUUUUAACAUGAAAUGGACAGAGCUAAGGAUUCUAGCAGCAGCAUCAGGCAGUCGAAGGUCUUUGGGCAUCUUUUUUGUUUUUGUCUUUGACUUCUGUGACUUUAGUUGCAGAUGGUGAAAUGCAUAAUGGCUGAUAAGAAAUAUUGUCAUGGGUGAUCUCACUUCGUCUUGCUUUCUCUACUCUCACUAUAUAACUUUGUCCCCUUUUUUUAAAACUUGGGAACCAGAGAUUUUAACUACCCAGCAGCUUUUUUUUUUAGUAGUUGGACUGGCUCUUUUUAAAUGAAUUUAAAUGAAUUUCAUAGUUUGAUAGAAUAUCCUAGGAGGAAAGUUUUAUUCUUUAAUAAAUGGUAUCAUACAAAAU